AUUCCUUGUCCACAACCCCCUCGUCCAGUGUUCCGAGUCCGAUUCAUCUCAAGUGCAGUAACAUAACCGAUCAAGAAACGUACUAUUGUUGACAAAACUUCGUCGAACUCCUAUAUCUUGCAACAUGUUCGGAUGCAUAGUGGCAGGGCGAUCCCUCCAGACUGAAUUGAAUCAGAUAGACGAAACGCAUGCAGCCUUCGAACUUCCAGCAGCAGAGCAGAUCAAUCACAUUUGCGUCUUUCUAUUAGGAACAGUUCCUUUUCCUGAUGGAUACGGCGCGUCGGUGCACUUCUUUUGGCCCGGGAAGGGUUUCCAACUUCUCGGAAUGCUUUCGAAUGAGAAACCAUCUGCCAUCUUCCGGCUCCGAGGAACGUUCACAGGUCAAAUCACCGAUGCACAUGCUGUAUUCAGCGGGGCCAGUACACCCAUGGCAACAGACGGUACACCCAUGACCGACGGUCUACCCAGCGUAACAGCUAUCCUCGGAUUAGCUAUCGAACCUCUUCCCGCUAUCCUGGACCAAAUGUCCAGCCUUCCUACAGCAGCAAUUGUAGCAAGGAGUUGUACACCGGCGUUGCCAGAUGCGACGAUACUGGCGGAAAAUAUCGUCAAACAUCUAUUCAACUAUAUCUCGAGUUUCGUCAGUGGGACUGCAGUGACACCGGAGACUCCAGUUCCGUUGGCUAUCAUUGCUAGAUGGUACGAGUCAUUCAUUGGGAAGGUCCGGAAUGUGGGGAUUGGUUUUUUGGAUACCCUGGAAUAGGAAGAUGUGAAGUGUCUGCUUUCUACGGUACCAUGGGAUUGGGCAGUUUAUAUCGAUGAUAUCCUGUAUUAUAGCUGAGACAUAGCGUCAUUUUCUCAUAAUGACAGAACUUUCAGACAUAUCCUGAGUGUACAUAUUGUUCAAAUUUCAUCUCCUCUGGCCCUC
Somion occarium is the source of this 928-nucleotide messenger RNA. The record is from the annotation of a GenBank genome assembly. Lineage: Eukaryota; Fungi; Basidiomycota; Agaricomycetes; Polyporales; Cerrenaceae.